Oryza sativa Japonica Group (Japanese rice) is the source of this 948-nucleotide messenger RNA. NCBI's taxonomy places the organism in Eukaryota, Viridiplantae, Streptophyta, Magnoliopsida, Poales, Poaceae. The record is from RefSeq and is a predicted model, not a curated record.
AUGCCAACCUCCACUGGCAGCCGCAAACCGGUGCGGUCUGCCUCCACCAUCAUAGCCGGCACGGAGAGCGGCCAGCACCUUCUCAAGAUCGACGGCUACUCCCACACCAAGGACAAGCUCCCGACCCCCGGCAGCAACGUCAAGUCCCGAUCUUUCCGCGUCGGAGGCCAUAGUUGGCACAUCAGCUACUAUCCCAGCGGCAACGACUCGGACAAAGCUAACUGCAUCUCCAUCUUCCUCAACCUCGACGACGAUGUAGACGUGAAAGCUCAGUUCAAGGACGUGCUGGAGAAAUCGGAGUAUCUCCGGGACGACUGCCUCACGAUCGUGUGCGACCUCACCGUCUUCAUGGAGCUGCAGACGGAGGACAUCGACGUAGACACCGCAACGCCGCCGCCGCCGCCGCCGCCUACGGUGGUGGUCCCACCGUCGGACCUGCACCGGCACCUCGGAGGCCUCCUCGCCACCGGGGAGGGCGCCGACGUGACGUUCGAGGUCAGCGGGAAGACGUUCGCGGCACACAGGCUGGUGCUCGCGGCCCGGUCUCCGGUGUUCCGUGCAGAGCUUUUUGGGCCAAGCAAGGAGCUGGGUGCCACGACCGGCGGCGCGGUGGAUCACACCGCCAUACGCAUCGACGACAUGGAGGCGCGGGACUUCGAGGCUCUGCUCCGCUACAUGUACACCGACUCGCUGCCGGAGCCAGAGACGACGAAAGGAGGAGGGGACGCGGCGGCGAUGCUCCCGGACCUGGUCGCGGCGGCGAGCAGGUACAAGAUGGAGAGGCUGAGGCUGGUGUGCGAGCACAAACUGUGCGAGUACGUGAACGGGAGAACGGUUGUUUCCAUGCUUGCAUUCGCCCGGGAGCACCAUUGCGAUGGCCUCAAGGAGAAGUGCUUGCGUUUCCUCGACGAUCCAGUGAAAGUGAGAGAGAUCGUGAAGGCUCGAUAA